GGCCAGGGCGCUGGAGCUGGACAGGGAAGCGGAGCUGGACAGGGAAGCGGCCAGGGCGCUGGAGCUGGACAGGGAAGCGGAGCUGGACAGGGCGCUGGAGCUGGUCAGGGCGCUGGAACUGGUCAGGGAAGUGGACAGGGAAGCGGAGCAGGUCAGGGCGCUGGAGCUGGCCAGGGAAGCGGAGCUGGUCAGGGCGCUGGAGCUGGUCAGGGAAGUGGACAGGGAAGCGGAGCUGGACAGGGAACUGGACAGGGAAGCGGUCAGGGCGCUGGAGCUGGACAGGGAAGCGGUCAGGGCGCUGGAGCUGGACAGGGAAGCGGAGCUGGACAGGGAAGUGGUCAGGGCGCUGGAGCUGGACAGGGAAGCGGAGCUGGACAGGGAAGUGGUCAGGGUACUGGAGCUGGUCAGGGAAGCGGAGCUGGACAGGGAAGGAGUGGCCAGGGCGCUGGAGCUGGUCAGGGAAGCGGGGCUGGUCAGGGCGCUGGAGCUGGUCAGGGAAGCGGGGCUGGUCAGGGCGCUGGAGCUGGACAGGGAACGGGUCAGGGCGCUGGAGCUGGACAGGGAAGCGGAGCUGGACAGGGAAGUGGUCAGGGCGCUGGAGCUGGACAGGGAAGCGGAGCUGGACAGGGAACUGGACAGGGAAGUGGCCAGGGCGCUGGAGCUGGUCAGGGAAGCGGGGCUGGUCAGGGCGCUGGAGCUGGUCAGGGAAGCGGGGCUGGUCAGGGCAAACGUGUGGACGGGGCCUAA
Molecule: messenger RNA, 747 nt
Organism: Carassius auratus (goldfish)
Lineage: Eukaryota; Metazoa; Chordata; Actinopteri; Cypriniformes; Cyprinidae
Product: fibroin heavy chain-like
Exons: 6
Source: RefSeq, a predicted model, not a curated record